Molecule: messenger RNA, 6113 nt
Organism: Hippocampus zosterae (dwarf seahorse)
Lineage: Eukaryota; Metazoa; Chordata; Actinopteri; Syngnathiformes; Syngnathidae
Gene: arhgef5
Product: Rho guanine nucleotide exchange factor (GEF) 5
Exons: 15
Coding region: 691-5652 (1653 amino acids)
Biological process (GO): intracellular signal transduction; activation of GTPase activity
Cellular component (GO): cytoplasm; nucleus
Molecular function (GO): guanyl-nucleotide exchange factor activity; protein binding
Source: RefSeq, a predicted model, not a curated record
UCAGUGAGACUUCAUUCUCUUUCUCCCCUCCCCCGCUCCUUUAUUACCUUACCUGGCUGUGAGUGUGUGGGUGCGCGUUGUGCAGCCACACCCGGCUACCCUGAAUCUACCAAUCAGCUGCUUGAGCUCGAAACACCAAGGAGGUGUACUUCCUGUGUUUGGUAAAAGAAGAAUGGGGCAGGACAGCACGGCCAGCGACUUGCGUACUUUUGUUCCUGGGAGUUUCAUGCUUCGGCUAAAGGGAGAGAAGCAAAAGAAGUGGACGGGACCCUGCAAAUUUUUUUUGGGUAUGAUUUACGAGAAAGCGGUUCAGUGAGAGCGGCUUAUAGAGGACGGGCAAGGCACAAGGGGGUUGAAGGAGGAGGGGAGAAGAUAAGUGUCAAUCUGUUGAGACUUGUUUGGGAAUUUGAAGAAGGAGGUGGGGAGAGCCAGAGAAGGCAGCAAGAAAGUGGAGGAGAGUUCAGGCGUAAACAUUAGGCUUUUUUUCCAUCGCUGUUAGAGAAGUCGCUUCAUUUGGAGACAUGUUUGAGAUUUAAUAAGUCACCUAGGACAAUGUGAAAGCAGAGAAUGCAUAUUUUUGUGUUGUGCAAUCCACAUGCUUGAGGGCUGAGCGGGACCGUAGGAGGUGGUGGGGGGGGGAGACCAGUUCUCCCCACGACUUCACAUUCAGGUUCUCCAAAAUAUGGUACCAUGGGGACCAAAAGGCCAAUUGACAAUUUAUCAAACAUAAAGACGUCAGACGGCAAGCUUCAGCCAGGCGGAAGAAUCUCCGGGGAUCCCAGUCCAAGGCCAGCCAUGACUGCCCAGUCAGAGUGGGAAAGCAGCCAAGACGAAAAGGGUCGGAGGGAUCGAGAAGUGGAGAAAGUGAAAGACAAGUCCAGGUAUCGAGAUACAGACCCCCGUGACAGAUACUACGAGCGAGACCGGGGCCCAAAGACCAGGCCGAGGGAGGCCGGCCAAGAAAGGACGCGAGAAGAUGAAAGGAACAAUGGGAGGCCGCUGUCAAAUGUGGAGAGGGACUUUGAGAGGGAGGUGGAAUGGGACAUGAAGAAAGGUGACACAUUUCCCAGGAUGAGUAGAAGUCGUGAACGGGAUGAAGAACGCGAGCAGAGGCACCAGGGAGACAAGCCGAGAAGGACCGAGACGGUCGGAUGGGAACGCGAAGGAGAGCGCGCCCAGCAGAGGGAGAGACAAAGAGGUGAAUGGAGAAGUUAUGAAAAAUCCAGGCAGAGGUAUCAGGAGUCCAACUCUGCUCUCCGAGAAAAAAGGAGAGACGUCCUGCAGUCGGCGGGCUCCAGGGACACAAGAGAGAGGGAUGCGGCAAGGAGAAAGGAAAACAUGGGAGGAAGGGAGGCCAGGAAGCCCUCACCGCACGGUCGAAGAGACGGGGGGAUGCGUCCAGACCGUUGGGAGCAGGAGAGGACCUACAGGAGAGCCGGAGGGAGGGGUACAAGGAGUGAGGAAGACACCGGGUGGGAAAAAGCGAGAGCCACCGGCAAGCGGGAGGAGUUCGCAUAUCAGCACAGCAGAAGCGAGGGGGACAACAAGGGCAGUUCGGCAAGGGAGCCGGACAGAGACGGGCACAGAAACACAGACGCAGAUCGUGGCGAGGAGAGGAACCGGGGGCGAUAUAGGGAGGUCGACGGGAGAGACGCAAGGGAGGGGGGGAGACGGUCGCACUACAGGGUGCACGGGCCGUGGAAGGAAAGGCAAAGACAGGAAAGAGAGGCUGACUCGAGGUGGGAUGACACAACACCCAAGGAGGCGGCCUCUGGGACGCCGCCAAGAUCUCAGAGUAGUGGCGAGCGGAGCGGUGAUAUGGACAAUGAUACGCGACGUAGGCGAGGCAGAGACGGCUACAAAGAGUGGCACUUGGGGAAGGAAAGCCGACCGGAGGACAGGAGGAGUGCGCAGAGAGCAAAGAGAGAGGAGCCGGGGAGGUAUGAGGUCGACAUAAACGAGAUGGCAGCCGGUGCGCCGGAGCAGAGACGGAUGUGGUUAGAACCGCAGAGGGGCAGGAAUAGCAAAGAGUCGUCUCUAGAGGACUUUGUAGACAGAGAAAGGCCCGACGAGUUGAAAGAGGGGAGGGGAGAAGACGAGGGGGAAGCGCAAAAAGGACGUGUGGAGAGUUGGAGACGGGAGGGGGUAAGUGUAGACGGAGAAGAAGACCGGGGGGAGUUAGAUCAUCCGUCUGGCAGCGACGGAGGUACGGGGCUAAGCUCGCACAGGGAUGCCGAGGGAGAGAGCAACAGCGAGGAGAGUGAAAAGGGAAGUGAGACAGGGUGGAGGCCAGACAGAGACCGAAUGCCCUCGGUAGAGGACGGCUUUGUGACCGUUUCGAGCGGCGGCGACGACGAGGAGGACGAGCGAGAGGAGUUUCUGGACUGUCGGGACUUCUGGGAGGGUGGGCAUGCAAGCGACACACCCUCUCGGCCUGGACAUGAGCAACUCAUGAGGGAGGAAUACGCUAAUGAGGAGGACGUCACCGGGAAGGAAAAGAAGCCCAAGUACGUCUUUUGCUUGAUCGGCCAAACGUUACCGCCGCCAAAGUCUGACGGGAUGUCGCCGUCACUCGUCGAGCAGGAGGAGGAAGGCGAAAGACACGACCUCCUUUCAGAAAGUCUUCAUCACAGCGGCGAUGAUGUCAGCCGGCAACCUCAGGAUGACCUGCGUCCGUCAUCGAGGAGGAACGAGGAGCAUGUGACGAACAGCCGGCGGGAGGCUGACGAGGACGGCGACAGGUGUACCGAGGACAGCCGACAACUACUUUCUCCGCAAGACGAUCCGAAAAUGAGAGCGAAGAAAGCCGAGCACCCGUAUGCCGAAAUCGGGCCCCUUCGAAGGGACUCGCAGACUGAAAAACUCCUCAUGAAAUGGCGGGAAAAGAGUAAAGAAAUUGAAGCGAGGGACGGACUCCUGAGGAAUCCCUAUGACGAUGGUCACUCUCAAGUGACAUUGGAGCAAAUUCUGCCUGCCUUAGAAGGGCUGAACGUCGAAGCGAUGAGCCCGGAAGAGAAAGAGGCCAUCCGGAUACGGUUGAGCGGCGCAUGGAGCAUGUCUGAGGAGCCCAAGCGACAUUCGCAAGCACCUCACCUCAAGUGGGCCAAAAACGUGGUGCGGGAGAUCCUGGGACACUCGGGGGAGGACGUGAUAGAGGACCCCAGCUCAGCAGAACAAGGACUCUCUCACGCAGAGGCGAGCCAAAUGGACGAGCUCGCGCUCAGGGAGGAUGAGCCGCACUCCGAACCCGAGCCGGAGCUGGAGGAGGAAGAACCCGUGGAGGUGGAGGGGCUGAGAGGUACGGGGCUGGGCCAGCAAAACAUGCAUGCCGGCCAGCUCGCAGCCAUGCAUGCUGACACACCCGCAUACACUCGUGCUGACACAUCGGUAGACACAGAAGGCAAGGAGGAUCGCAACCCGGCAGUGGAUAAAGAGUCCGCCGAGCCUCUGCCCGAUCUCCGGUCAGAGAGGGUAGUCGUGAAAAUGGUUGAGGAGGCGGGUGAUGAGGUCAUGACAUCCGAGACCGAGAAAGAGGCGAGUAGACAGAAGGAAAUGGAGAUGUAUUUGUGCGUGAGCAACACGCUGUACAAGCCGAGCAGCUGCCCCAUUCUCAACUAUAAGUCUCAGUCAGAUCCCGUCAUGCCCUCCACAGAGGGCGAUGACGAUGAAGAGCUGUACGAGCCAGAAAGAGAGAGGGACAAUGAGGAAACGGGUGUCCCACAGGGUCAGGGCUCACCCAGUGUAGAAUCGGAAACCGAUGGGUGUAGCGCAGAUCGAGCAGACCCGGACGCGAGGAAAGCGGGAGGCGCCACUCUGACCAGCACCUGCAGUUUCCGGGAUUUGGGUCCCGAGGCCCGUCUGAGGAGACGGGGUAUCCGUAAAACCAGCGAAAGAAGAGAGGAGAUGCUUGUAGAGGAGGAAGAGGAGGAAGGUCUGGCCAGGGAUCGCAGAACUCGAAUAUUCACUACGACAGACGAAGAUGAUCGCAGUAAAAGUUGGGGAGAGGUGGAGCUGAGGAACGUUUUGGACACAAUCGGAAGACGGAAAAGGAAUUCAAAGUUUUUCAAUCGCGCCCAACUCUACCAGCAGUACAGCGAGGCGGCCCAGAACUUUGAAAUCCUACGCCAGUCUCGCUCUGAUGUCCUCUCCAUUGGAGAGGACAGUUCGGCCUCUCCCGCUCCAUCGCCGCCACCGGCCCGUCGACCUCUCCCGCCGCUGCCCCCGGUCCCGCAUCCCCACUCUCUGGCCCACACCGGCUCCAUCACCAGCGUGAGAAGCUUACCUCUGCCCGAGCCCCCGAGGAGUGAGGGAAGGCCCACAUCGCCGCGGCUCUCCAUCUCGCUCACGCAGUCCAACACGCUGUGGCGGGAGCUGCCGGGAGUCAGGAGUAGCAACGAGCUGGAGGACCUCCCGGAGGACAAGAGGCGCCUGCAGGAGGUGCGAUUUGAAGUGGUGACUUCUGAGGCGUCCUACUGCCGCAGUCUGGACAUUGUGGUCGAGCAUUUCGUCAAGUCCAAAACGCUUGGGGCGCUACUGACCACCCAGGAUCGCAAUUGGCUCUUUUCCCGGCUGGCCGACGUCCGUGCCAUUAGUCACAGUUUCUUGGCAAAGCUGGAGGAGCGGCUGGAGUCGGACAUCAUGCACUUUACGGUGUGUGACAUCAUCGCUCGCCACUGCCAGCGCUUCAAGAUGGUUUAUGUGCCCUACCUCACCAACCAGUCCUAUCAGGACGCCACCUACCAGAGACUCAUGAAUGAGAAUCCGGGCUUCAAGCGCAUCGUGGAGAAGUUGGAGAGGAGUCCUGUUUGUCAGAGACUUCCCCUUCGUUCCUUCCUCGUCCUGCCAUUCCAAAGAAUUACGCGAAUUAAGCUGCUGGUCCAGAACAUUGUGAAGAGAACAACGGCGGGCACUCCAGAAGCGACGCAGGCCAUUAAAGCCUUGAGACUUUUGGAGAAGCUGAUCCAGGAGAGCAAUGACAGCAUUUCGCAAAUGAAAAGCAUCGAGUCACUGGUGUCCCUCAGUGCCAAGGUGGACUUUGAAUGCAGGACUCUUCCUCUCAUCAGUCAGUCUCGGAGGUUGUUACGGGAGGGACCAGUCACCGAACUGAUCGAUUUCUCCCUUAAGGACACGGAGAGGAAUAUCUACAUGCACUUAUUCAAUGACUACUUGCUGCUUUCGCAACAAAAAGAAGGGGGCCGAUUUACGGUGAUCGACCACGCUCCCGUGGUGGAGCUGCGAGCGGAGAACUGCCGCGUCAAACUUCAUUCCCUGCAGAAGAACCUCUUCCGGCUGCACAUGUUGCACAAGUCGCUGCUGCUCAGGACCGACACACAGAGUGAUAAGCUACGCUGGAUAUCCGCCCUUUCACGCCCUCACCCUGAAGUGGAUUUUUCUUCAGCACAAGAUUUCCCACAGAUGCAGUGUAUCAGAGCUUUUGUAGCCCAGCAGCCGGAUGAGUUGUCGUUAGAAAAAGCCGAUAUCAUCCUGGUCCACCAACAAAGCAGCGACCAUUGGAUCGAGGGUACCAGACUGUCCGACCGGCAUCGCGGAUGGGUACCCGAUUCGCAUUUGGAAUUGAUCGGCAACACCAGAGUCCGGCAGCGCAAUCUAUCCGAUGCCCUCAAACUCACGACGGCCACGGCGGCGGUAUGAGCGCGACUAAAAAGCGAGAGACUCACGUGGAUCCGCUUGCUUUCCGUUUGCUAAUGGGACCGAUUGGAGAGUCAUCAUCAUCGGUGUUUCCGGAUCUCGAUUCCUGCCUUCUGAAUCAAAGGACAGUCUGCCUCUUUGGAGCAAUGCAUGACCACAGUUAGCCUUGGGCCCGGACCUGUGCACUCUCUGAAAAAUAUUAUCCGCAUCACAAAACGUGUGUGGUUAUAAUAUGCGUUUUCAAAAGGCCAAAAUGUUUCCCCCCCCCCAAGUGAUGUUUUCAGGAAAAUGAUACAUUUGUACAUCUACUAGAGUGGAAAAGAUGAGUUUGUGGCGCAUGUAUUAUUGCAGUGUGAGCUCCUCGACAGGACUCUGUGUAAAAAUGUGCAACUUUUGAAAUGUACAGAGCAUUUUAAGUACACGGUGAAUCUAUUUCAAUAAAUCCAGAUUUCAAUCAUGCGGAA